CUCAGUGUGCGUGGAGAUUAGGUCUGAGCGCUGGCGCGAGGUAGGCAGUCCGCGAGCUCCAGCCGCUGCCGCCGCCGCCUCCAGCAGCCGCCUUCGCCCGCAGCGCCGCGGCGGAACCGGGCGCAGGGGAGCUAGCCCGGCCCCGCCAGCCCAGCCCAACCCAGCCCUAGCCCCAGCCCAGAUCGUCCCGACUCCCUCCCCACACCCGGGCAGCAAGCCGCAGCCGCCGCCGCCCGAAGAGAAGGUGGAGGAAGAAAUCAGCCCCUAGCACGCGCGCACGAUCCAUCAUGGACCAUUAUGAUUCCCAGCAAACCAAUGACUACAUGCAGCCCGAAGAGGACUGGGAUCGAGACCUGCUCCUGGACCCAGCGUGGGAGAAGCAGCAGAGAAAGACGUUUACAGCAUGGUGCAACUCCCACCUCCGGAAGGCAGGAACACAGAUCGAGAACAUCGAGGAGGACUUCCGGGAUGGCCUGAAGCUGAUGCUGCUGCUGGAGGUCAUCUCAGGUGAACGUCUGGCCAAGCCCGAGAGAGGCAAAAUGAGGGUGCACAAGAUCUCCAAUGUCAACAAGGCCCUGGACUUCAUAGCCAGCAAGGGAGUCAAGCUGGUGUCCAUAGGAGCUGAAGAAAUCGUGGAUGGGAAUGUGAAAAUGACGCUGGGCAUGAUCUGGACCAUCAUCCUGCGCUUUGCCAUCCAGGACAUCUCCGUGGAAGAGACUUCAGCGAAGGAAGGGCUUCUCUUGUGGUGUCAGAGAAAGACAGCCCCUUACAAGAACGUCAACAUCCAGAACUUCCACAUAAGCUGGAAGGACGGCCUCGGCUUCUGUGCCUUGAUCCACCGACACCGGCCCGAGCUGAUCGACUACGGGAAGCUGCGGAAGGAUGACCCACUGACAAACCUGAACACAGCUUUCGAUGUGGCGGAGAAGUACCUGGACAUUCCCAAGAUGCUGGAUGCGGAAGACAUCGUCGGAACCGCCCGCCCGGACGAGAAAGCCAUCAUGACUUACGUGUCCAGCUUCUACCACGCCUUCUCUGGAGCCCAGAAGGCUGAGACAGCAGCGAAUCGCAUCUGCAAGGUGCUGGCCGUCAACCAGGAGAACGAGCAGCUCAUGGAGGACUACGAGAAGCUGGCCAGUGAUCUGCUGGAGUGGAUCCGCCGCACCAUCCCAUGGCUGGAGAACCGGGCGCCCGAGAACACCAUGCACGCCAUGCAGCAGAAGCUGGAGGACUUCCGGGACUACCGGCGCCUGCACAAGCCGCCCAAGGUGCAGGAGAAGUGCCAGCUGGAGAUCAACUUCAACACGCUGCAGACCAAGCUGCGCCUCAGCAACCGGCCCGCCUUCAUGCCCUCCGAGGGCAGGAUGGUCUCGGACAUCAACAAUGCCUGGGGCUGCCUGGAGCAGGCGGAGAAGGGCUAUGAGGAGUGGCUACUGAAUGAGAUCCGGAGGCUGGAGCGGCUCGACCACCUGGCAGAGAAGUUCCGGCAGAAGGCCUCCAUCCACGAGGCCUGGACGGACGGCAAAGAGGCCAUGCUGCGGCAGAAGGAUUACGAGACGGCUACCCUCUCGGAGAUCAAGGCCCUGCUCAAGAAGCACGAGGCCUUCGAGAGUGACCUGGCCGCCCACCAGGACCGCGUGGAGCAGAUUGCCGCCAUUGCCCAGGAGCUCAAUGAGCUGGACUAUUACGACUCACCCAGUGUCAAUGCCCGGUGCCAAAAGAUCUGUGACCAGUGGGACAAUCUAGGGGCCCUAACCCAGAAGCGAAGGGAAGCUCUGGAGCGCACGGAGAAACUGCUGGAGACCAUUGACCAACUGUACUUGGAGUACGCUAAGCGGGCUGCGCCCUUCAACAACUGGAUGGAGGGGGCCAUGGAGGACCUUCAGGACACCUUCAUCGUGCACACCAUCGAGGAGAUCCAGGGACUGACCACAGCCCAUGAGCAGUUCAAGGCCACCCUCCCCGAUGCCGACAAGGAGCGCCUGGCUAUCCUGGGAAUCCACAACGAGGUGUCCAAGAUUGUCCAGACCUACCACGUCAACAUGGCAGGCACCAACCCCUACACAACCAUCACGCCUCAGGAGAUCAAUGGCAAAUGGGACCAUGUGCGGCAGCUGGUGCCACGGAGGGACCAGGCCCUGACGGAGGAGCACGCCCGCCAGCAGCACAACGAAAGGCUACGCAAGCAGUUUGGGGCCCAGGCCAACGUCAUCGGGCCCUGGAUCCAGACCAAGAUGGAGGAGAUCGGAAGGAUCUCCAUUGAAAUGCACGGGACCCUGGAGGACCAGCUCAACCACCUGCGGCAAUAUGAGAAGAGCAUCGUCAACUACAAACCCAAGAUCGACCAGCUGGAGGGCGACCACCAGCUCAUCCAGGAGGCGCUCAUCUUCGACAACAAGCACACCAACUACACCAUGGAGCACAUCCGUGUGGGCUGGGAGCAGCUCCUAACCACCAUCGCCAGGACCAUCAAUGAGGUGGAGAACCAGAUCCUGACCAGGGACGCCAAGGGCAUCAGCCAGGAGCAGAUGAAUGAGUUCCGGGCCUCCUUCAACCACUUUGACCGGGAUCACUCCGGCACGCUGGGUCCCGAGGAGUUCAAAGCCUGCCUCAUCAGCUUGGGUUAUGAUAUUGGCAACGACCCCCAGAAGAAGACAGGCAUGAUGGACACGGAUGAUUUCCGCGCCUGCCUUAUCUCCAUGGGUUACAACAUGGGAGAGGCAGAGUUUGCCCGUAUCAUGAGCAUCGUGGACCCCAACCGCCUGGGGGUGGUGACGUUCCAGGCCUUCAUCGACUUCAUGUCCCGCGAGACAGCUGAUACAGACACAGCAGACCAAGUCAUGGCUUCCUUCAAGAUCCUGGCCGGGGAUAAGAACUACAUCACGGUGGACGAGCUGCGCAGAGAGCUGCCGCCUGACCAGGCUGAGUACUGCAUUGCGCGAAUGGCCCCCUACACCGGCCCCGACGCCGUGCCCGGUGCUCUGGACUACAUGUCCUUCUCCACGGCGCUGUACGGCGAGAGUGACCUCUAACCCGCCCCGCCCGGUCCACGCCCCCGCCCCGUCGCUGUGCGAGCCCCACCCUGCGCCUCCGCUGUCCCCCCUCUCCCGCCCGGGCUUGGUUUCACGCUCUGCCUCCAGUGGGCGAGCUGGGACCCGUGUGGCAUCCAGCCUCCCUGCCCGUGAAGUGACAGUUUACAAAAUUAUUUUCUGCAAAAAAGAAAAAAAAGUUACGUUAAAAAAAGUAAAAAAACCAAAAAAACCACAUAUUUUAUUAUACAAGAAGUAUUUUUUUCUCCACCAGACUUAAAUGGAAAAGAGGAAGAAUUAACUAUUUGCACCGAAAUGUUUUGUUUUGUUGUGACAUAGGAAAAUAACCAAGCACAAUGUUCUAUCCAUCCUUUUUAUCCAUUUUUUUUUCCUUUCUAUCUGUUCCAUCUGCUGUAUUCAUUUCUCCGGUCUCUUGUCCACCUUGACGUGGGAGUGGGAGGUGAGGGUAGGGGGAAAGCUUGUCAAAAGGCACAUUGGUGCAUGUGUGUUUGCUAGCUCACUUGUCCAUGAAAAUAUUUUAUGAUAUUAAAGAAAAUCUUUUGAAAUGGCUGUUUUCUUAAGGAAGAGAAUUUAUGUGGCUUGGCUUCUCAUUUUUGAAGUCCAGGGGUGUAUGUAAUUACCUUCUUCAUCAGCACACACUUUUUGCCCCCAAAUACUGCCUAUUAAAAAUGGUCAGGACAAAAUUGACAAGUGUGGACAACUUUGGUCCUAUUUGACACACAGUGUUAAAGCAGCAACACUCCCAUGUCAGUUCUUUGCUCCUUGCUUACUGUUUUCCAAAAGAGUGCAUGGGAUCAAGGAUGGUGUGGGGCACCUGUACCACCCCUCAUAUGCUUUUGACCUUGGCACAUUCAAUCUUAUGCUUCUGUUUCGUUUUCAAGAGGAGAAUGUGGUUUCCUCACAAGGCUCCUAUGCGUUGAAAAUAAACCCUACUUUUGUUUCUCACAUCAUCAAACAGCUCUGUGACAUCUACAUGCCCUGGUUCCUUGUAUUUUUGCUGCAGGAGACACUCAGGAAGUCAUCUCAUCCCCUACUCUUCAGACUCUCCUGUAGACAGCAGCUGUCCAGCCUCACCUGGGAGGCUGUUGGAAAUGCAGGCUCUCAGGUCUACCCCAGAUCCUCUCGUUAGAAUCUGCCUUUAAACAAGGUCCCCAGAGGAUCUAUGUUUCUUUUGAUUUUCCCUCCUUGCCUCUUUCCUCCUCGAGGCUUCUACUCACAGUACAGGCAGCGAGGACUGCCAGUAACGGAAUCAGUAACAGUGCAGUGAUUUAGAGACAUAAUUUAGCAAUGGAAGCUGCAGGUCUGUGUUCCAGUUCUAACUGUGUCAAGGAGUAAAGCAGUUUCAUGCAGCAAUAACAGGGAGUUGAGUCUGUGGAGUCUGAUGGUCAGAGUUCAGACCUACAACUGCCAUUUCCAAAAUGGAUAAACUGGACACUACAGUUCUCUUAUCCACUAACAGGGAAUAAUAGUGCUGCUGGAAAGUUGAUGCUCUAAUAUAUAGAACUCCUAAAGUAUUAGUGCAUAUAAAUGUUAGUUGUGGUCAGUCCCACUUUAAGUUUUAAGGGAUUCGCUUGAAGGAUCUCUUUAAAAGAGAACUCUUAACAUGAUAUAAGUCCCCUCAUCUAAGAGGACUAAGACCGAAAUGGGACUUACUGAACUUGGGCCAGAGAUGACAGUUUUCCAGUGUAAGCCCCAUUUGUCUAGGAAUUAGUUUCAUGAGUUUCUGGAACACCCACUGCCCUGGGAAAGAGGCAAGGCUAUUCGGGAGAAUGGACGUGAGGAGAGGUUGGCUUUUGCUUUGGGAACCGUAACAGCAGGUUUUCCCACUGGCUGGCAGAAAGCCAUACCUGCUCAAGGUAGGUCUGCUGUGAUGGCAGCUUGGUGGGGAAGACUGUGGUUUAAGAGUUGAGGAGAAGGAAAUUGUUCCAACGAGAAAGUUUCCUAAACUCAGGGUGUAAGUGCAUUAAUAAGCCUCAAUUUUCAGGGACUUCCCUGGUGGUCUAGUAGUUAAGACUCCAAGCUUCCACUGCAGGGGAUGUAGGUUCGACCCUUGGUCAGAGAACUAAGAUCCCACGUGCUGUGCGUCAUGGCCACAAUAUUAAACAAAGCCCCACAAAAUCCCCCUCAAUUUCCAGAGGUAUGAUCAGUCUUUAAAAGAAUGUUGUAAGAGUCAUUUGAACAAGGUGUGUUUAUAGAGUUAUUCCACAGUCUUCAAGGGUUUGAGUUUCUCAACGUUCAAGGGUGCUUAUGU
Molecule: messenger RNA, 5301 nt
Organism: Budorcas taxicolor (takin)
Lineage: Eukaryota; Metazoa; Chordata; Mammalia; Artiodactyla; Bovidae
Gene: ACTN1
Product: actinin alpha 1
Exons: 22
Coding region: 288-3032 (914 amino acids)
Biological process (GO): muscle cell development; actin cytoskeleton organization
Cellular component (GO): cell projection; cell junction; Z disc
Molecular function (GO): actin filament binding; calcium ion binding
Source: RefSeq, a predicted model, not a curated record